Saccostrea cuccullata (small rock oyster) is the source of this 1300-nucleotide messenger RNA. RefSeq lists its product as uncharacterized. The annotation marks the transcript as partial. The record is from RefSeq and is a predicted model, not a curated record. NCBI's taxonomy places the organism in Eukaryota, Metazoa, Mollusca, Bivalvia, Ostreida, Ostreidae. The transcript has 2 exons.
GAGACGACCGGAUGUAUGAGGCCAUUUUUCACGGAAGUGGACAUGCAAGCAUUGGGCUGACGCAGACUGAUCCAGAUCACUUGAGUGAUAUGCAACAAGCUGUCAGAAACAAUCAGAUAAUUUUGGUUACCGACGUUCGGUUUCACAAACGAGACUGCAGGGUAGAUAUCGUGAAAAAGACAGAGGAUAGAAGAGCGUUUGUGUUUCAGACGAAGUACAAAGAUUCCGCUCCACAAGAGAAGACUUUGAUGCCCGGUGCUGACGUAUGGAUAGUAUUCUACCUAAAAUUUGGAGAGAACAUGACAGCAGAAAUAAUAGAUAAAGACACCAAGGCAGCUUUGCGAUUCCACAGAAAAGUUGACAGAAAUAUUGAUUUACAAAACGAAAGACUUAAGGUAUCUCUGUUGUUUCCAGUUCCUCUCGCUUACGCAGUCCUAGAACACAGACUGGAAAAGCGUCAUUCCGUGCGUGUCAAAACAGAGCACAUUAACGCUAAUGAAAAACCAAGGCUUUAUCACAUCAAAAUAGGUAUCUCCAACAGCGAUGCAAAUGUGUCCAACAAUUUGGAAUUCUGUCCGAACAUUGUAACGAAAUUAGAGAGAGAGAUUUGCAUAGGUGAAUUUGAUAUAUGCUUGUCACCAGAAGGGACAUUUCAUGUACGUAAGGAUAAUAGAUGUAUCUUCACAAAAGCGAUUUCUUCUGAGAUGAAUGUUGAUUUACCGGUGUAUGUCUGGUUUGAAAUUUUCCGCAUCCGGUUGGAGGCAAAAGAAACUAUGUACUGUACCCAUGACUCAGAGCCAAUAGAAAAUCCUAGGGAAAGUGUCAGGGGUAUCACGCCGCCAUAUGCCAAAGUUACAGUAAACGAAUUAUUGAGAACCUUAAAAGGCAUUGAUAAGGAGUUGGAAACGGGAAAAUUUACUGUCGAAGUUCAACAGACUUUAACUGAGGCUACGAAUGAAGUGGAAAAAUAUGUGAACUUUUUCUCUCUUGGAUCUUCAAAAGCAGACAAGGAGGUUUAUGACGAAAAGGACGGAUACAUUACACCCGUUUCUAAAACAAAAUCUUCAUCAAGUUCUGGAAGGUUACCUAUUGAGCACGAAGAUGAAUCGCCCGAUCAACCUUCACUUAGAACUUUACAGCGGAUGUUAAUUCAAAUUGAGAAAACCGCCAAAGCCCACUUUUAUGAAAGACAAACUUCUCUUGAUGAACUGAUGAUUGCAGUAGAGACAAAUCGCGCCAAAAUAGAGGAAGUCCAAAGGUCAUUCGAGAACGUCAGCAUACAACAACCAUCUCCCAUUAG